CGGGCCCCCAGGAGGGGCGGCAGGCACCGGGCCCCCAGGCAGAGCGGGCGGGCCUCGGGCCCCCAGGCGGCGCGCCAGGCCCCCAGGCGGAGCGGCGGGCGCCGGGCCCCCCAGCGGAGCGGUGGGCGCCGGACCCCCAGGAGGGGCGGCAGGCACCGGGCCCCCAGGCGGAGAGCGGCGGGCACGGGUCAUCAGGCACGACAGCGGGCAUCGGGUCACCAGGCAUCAGGUCAUUUGGCUCGCCAGCAGGCACUGCGUCAUCUGGCAAGGCAGUGGGCACCGAGUCACCAGGCACGACAGUGGGCUCUGAGUCAAUUGGCACGACAGCGGGCACCGGGUCACCUGGUGCUGGAUCGUCUGGCUCAAACAAGCGGGCAUCGGGUCACCAGGCAUGACAGCGGGCACUGGGUCAUCAGGCAAUUGGAUCGUCUGGCUCGACAGCGGGCAUCGGUCACCAGGCAUGACAGCGGGCACUGGGUCAUCAGGCAUUGGAUCGUCUGCUCGACAGCGGGCAUCGGGUCACCAGGUAUGACAGCGGGCACUGGGGUCAUCAGGCGUGAUAGGAUCAUCAGGCUGGAUCAGUUCAUCAGGCUGGGUACAGACAUCAGGCUGGGUAGAGACAUCAGGCUGAAGUGCGGACGGCAGGCUCACCGGUUUGGAUACUGGCAGGAUGGUACUGGUUGGAAAGAAUUUUUCGCUUUUUUCUGGUUUUAACUACUGGAGCACUGCAAGUAAACGCAGGUCUGCAAACGAAUGGAGCAGCUGAGGACAGAGAAGAGCUGGAAGAUGGAACAGAGGAGGGAGCAGCCGCCACAGAGGACCUCUCCACAGGGCCAAAGAAAGGAUAGGUGCAGCGAGUGGGAGCAGGGGACUGGUAUGUGGUAGUUAG
Messenger RNA from Staurois parvus, 889 nucleotides. The record is from the annotation of a GenBank genome assembly. NCBI's taxonomy places the organism in Eukaryota, Metazoa, Chordata, Amphibia, Anura, Ranidae.